Messenger RNA from Dermacentor silvarum, 2653 nucleotides. RefSeq lists its product as uncharacterized. The coding region runs from base 2117 to 2653 and encodes 178 amino acids. The transcript is spliced from 3 exons. The record is from RefSeq and is a predicted model, not a curated record. Gene Ontology annotation, molecular function: RNA-DNA hybrid ribonuclease activity; nucleic acid binding. NCBI's taxonomy places the organism in Eukaryota, Metazoa, Arthropoda, Arachnida, Ixodida, Ixodidae.
CCUGGCCUGGCAACUCCUAAAAUCCCUCACCAACAGGAGCUCGAGCUGCCAACCGGUCCUUGCCGUGGCCAUCACGCUGGGGAUCAGCGAAGAGGCUCUCACGGAGCUUCUGGCAGACCACUUUGCUCCCCCUGUUCCCCAGACUGCUGCAUCCUGCCAGUCGGACUGCCCCCUGUGAGCCAGCCUACCUGCCUUCAAUGCCUCCACCCAGAGUGGACAUGCUGGCCACGUGGCCACCAUCUGCGACAAGCCACUGACACUCCACUGAACUCCAGGCAGCCCUACGGAGACGUAAGUGUCGCAGCGCACCAGGAGCUGACGGAGUCACAACGCAGAUGCUCUGGAGCCUGGCCGCCAGCGAACAGCAGUGCCUGCUUGACUGCAUCGACGAGAUCUGGCGGUCAGGGCAGCUGCCCGAGUCCUGGCGCACAGCCAUCGUGGCCCCCAUCCUGAAGGCCAGAAAAGGCAGCUGGGGACCUGACAUCCUACCGGCCAGUCUCCCCCACUUCUGCUGCCUGCAAGGUUAUGGAGGCCAUGGCUCUGGCCCGGCUGGACUGGGUAGCUCGUGCCAGGGGCUUCCUGGCCAAUCAACAAACAGGCUUCCAGCGCCAACGGUCCACUGCAGACUCUAUCGCGGACGUGGUCUCCACACUGGAGGAAGCCAAGGCCCACGGUGACGUCAUGCUCUUGGUACUUAUCAACGUCCAGGGGUCUUUCGACGGCCUGCCGCAUCCAGUCAUCCAACAACCCUUCUAUCUCCUCGGCAUCAGCGGAAACCUGCAGCGCUUCAUGACGUCCUUCUUGAAAGAACGCACCCUCCAGGUAUGUGUGGGCUAAGCAAAGAACUCUCCUUGUGCAGUGUCUGCAGGUGUUUCGCAGUUCUCAGUGGUGAGCCGCUUCCUGUUCAACCUGGCCCUGGCUCGGCUGCCUACUGCCCUGCCGAUCGACCCUUACUUUCCCGUUGAGUCCUCAAUCUACGCAGACGACAUCGCCCUGUGGGUUCGAGGGUGACCGCAGUCCCUUCACAGUGCGCGCAAGGCCCUGCAGAGAGCCCUGGACACUGCGGCAGCCUACCUGAGCGAGCAGCAUCGGCCUGGACAUCUCGGCCAAGAAGACGGAGGCCAUGCUGCUCCACCCGAGAGCAGCCACCUGUCGCCAAGCUGCCCGGCUGCACCUGGAGGAUGUCGACAUCCCCUAGAGCACGGCAGUCGCAUACCUCGGGCUGCGCAUCGACCUCCGGCUCACCUGGCUGCCUCCUGCCAAGGCCCUGUACACACAGGUACUCUGGGUCCGCAAGGCCAUCUCGCAGCUUCUCGCCCGUGGGCAAGGCUGCACAACCAGGUGGGCUUUGCAACUCUUUGAUGCAGCAGCCACCUCAUGCCUGCGGUACGCCCUUCCACUGGUGGCGCUACCCCACCUCGCCUGAAGAAGCUGGAGCUGCAACACCGGGCAGCAAUUCGGCUCUGUCUAGGUGUUCCAUGCAACUCGCAUGUCGCUGCCACCCUGGCUGAGGCCGGAGCAUGGCCCCUGUCGCUGCUGCUCCUGCAACAGGGCCUAUGACAUGUGGAUUGCCUCCACCAUGCUGCAGACGGCGCUGGCCUGCUGCCUCAUCUGCUCUCGCGACCUUCUUCGCGGAUAGGGCGGCUGUGCUGCCAUUAUGAAGAGGUGAUUGGAAGCUCCCUGGCAAACACAGCACAGCUGCCCCUACCCCAGAGACCUCCAAUUGCCAUCACCACGGAACUACCAGGCUUCACCAAGCAGUGCUCACCGACCUGUGACCUCUCUCCUCUACGAAGACCUUCAAGGCCACCUGCAGGUCUUCGACGGCGGCUCAGUGGUUCCCGACACAGGCUUUUUGACGGUGGCGUGCAUCGCACCUGCCCUGUGGAGGAGUAAGCAGUGUCGCCUUCCAGCACAUGCGAGUUCCACUGCAGUGGAGGUAGCAGGUCUCCACCUCACUGUCAACCUGCUCACGGAGGAACCCCCAGAGACACCUGCAGCCAUUUUCUGCGACUCAAAGGGAGCUCUCCUGAGCCUGUAGAGGCCGGAGAGGGCAAGCCUGGAGGUCGCCCUCCUCUCAACUCGACUGUGGGCACUCCAGGAUGCAGGUCGCCCAAUGUUCCUACACUGGAUUCCUGCCCACGUAGGCAUCCCGGACAACGAGGAGGCUGAUGCCCUGGCCAAGAGUCACCACCAUGGUGACGUCCAUCUGAGCACGGCAGUCACAGCCGCGGACUUCACCAGGCACCAGCUGCAGUGGCACCUCCAGGCGUGCCAUCCCGACAAGCGCGUGUCUCUGGCACACCCCCCACUUCAACUCCCACAGUGUGGCCUUGCACAGAGGGAGACGCUCCUGCUCUGGCUGAGGAUUGGCUGCUGCUGGACAGCAGCAUGGCGCCACCAGCUUGGACUCACCGCCUUGCCUGCCUGUGCCUCCUGCAGUGAGCCAGAGAUGCCAGAGCACCUCCUGCUGGCCUGCCCGGCGCACAACCAACCCUGUGGACUGCUUCUACAGGAGUUCGCCGCCUCGGACAUCCCACUGCGCGACAGGAGGACAUCCUCUUCAACCCACCGAGACCACGUCUCGGUCCUGCUCAGCGUAGUUGAGUACCUUGACUCGUUUUCCAGCCCUGCCCGAACACCCGGCCUUUGA